UAGAGCUUGUUUGCAGCCGGUAGACGAAUUCAUUGGGACGAAUUUGGUGUUUCUGGACGUCGUGGAGGUUUAUUUAUUCUGUACAUUUAAUAGUUAUGAAUAGAAUUACAACUGCUGCUUAUGCUUUGAGAAGCAAGAAACUCUUUAAACACAUAUUUUUCUAUGAUGAAAUUGCUACACAGGUGUUGCAGAAAGGAUUAGUUUGUAAUUUUUCUGUGAUGUCAAAUAAGAAGCAGCCUGAAUCCAGAUCACUAUCACAUAACCAAGCAAAGAAACUGUUACAUUUUAAUCCAAAGCAUUUUGAAGUUGUGAGACAUGCUCAUUCAACUCCUUUCAAUACUAUCAUUAUGUUUGUACCUCAGCAAGAAGCUUGGAUUGUGGAGCGUAUGGGCAAAUUCAAUAGAAUUUUACAGCCAGGUCUGAAUUUUUUAAUCCCUAUUGUUGAUAAAGUGAAAUAUGUCCAAAGUCUAAAAGAAUUGGCAAUAGAUAUACCUCAGCAGUCAGCAAUAACUUUAGAUAAUGUUACUUUAAAUAUUGAUGGAGUUCUAUAUUUAAGGGUUGUUGAUCCAUACAAGGCUAGUUAUGGAGUUGAAGAUCCUGAAUUUGCUGUAACACAGUUAGCACAGACUACAAUGCGAUCUGAGCUUGGCAAAAUCUCCUUAGACAGUGUUUUCAGGGAAAGAGAGUCAUUAAACAUAGCCAUAGUUGAUGCAAUAAAUAAAGCCAGUAGUGCAUGGGGUAUUGAUUGCUUACGAUAUGAAAUAAGGGAUAUUAAAUUGCCUCAGAGAGUAAAUGAAGCCAUGCAAAUGCAGGUAGAAGCUGAAAGGAAGAAACGAGCUGCAAUUUUAGAAUCUGAAGGUAUAAGAGAAGCAGACAUCAAUGUUGCUGAAGGUAAAAAGAGAUCUAGGAUUCUUGCGUCUGAAGCAGAAAAAACUGAACAAAUAAAUAAAGCUCAAGGUGAAGCUUCUGCUAUUUUAGCAAAAGCUGAUGCUAGAGCAAAGUCUCUUCAAGUUGUUGCUGAAUCCUUACUAAGAAAGAAAGGUAACAAUGCAGCAUCUUUACUUGUAGCAGAACAGUAUGUGAGUGCAUUCAGUAAGCUUGCAAAAACUGGAAACACAUUAAUUUUACCUUCAAAUACAAAUGAUGUUUCAUCCAUGGUAGCUCAAGCAAUGUCAAUUUAUAACAAUAUUUCUCCAAGAACAUCUGAAAGCAUAGAAGCAAUAAACUCUGCCCAAUCUAUUGAGAAAGACUGGAAUGAAUAUAUCAGUGAUGAUGAACAGAAUGUUGAAUCCCCUCCAAUACAACAUAAUAUAGUUAAAAAAGAUAAAGAUGGGACUAAUUAACAUUUUUUAGGCAUUUAAAAAAUUUGAAUUUGUUUUUUUUUUAAUAAAUAAAUCUUGUACCUCGCUGAA
This is a messenger RNA of Stegodyphus dumicola, 1412 nucleotides long. It is a transcript of the gene Stoml2, whose product is annotated as stomatin like 2. The record is from RefSeq and is a predicted model, not a curated record. Gene Ontology annotation, biological process: mitochondrion organization. Gene Ontology annotation, cellular component: membrane; mitochondrion. NCBI's taxonomy places the organism in Eukaryota, Metazoa, Arthropoda, Arachnida, Araneae, Eresidae.